Messenger RNA from Linum tenue, 2657 nucleotides. Lineage: Eukaryota; Viridiplantae; Streptophyta; Magnoliopsida; Malpighiales; Linaceae. The record is from the annotation of a GenBank genome assembly.
CCUCGUCUGGCUCCACUAGUUCUCCCUGCCAAGUGCCAACCUAGCUCUUCAACUCUGCAAUUUGCCCACAAUCGGUCCUUCCUCAUCGGCCAGACGUGAAAUUCCUGUCUGCUUCCUGAAAACUAGCGCACGCAGCGCCGCCGCAGCAACUAGCGUCGCACUUAGAAGGAACAACUGGUGAUAUCGACGCAAAAGGAAGGGACCAGCCGGCUAGGAUGUGGGGUGCAGACAGAAUCAGUGGGUUGCCAAGCAGUGUUUUGGAUCACAUUCUGACGUUUUUGCCUCUGCGAGAAGCAGUGAGGACGAGUGUUUUGUCAAGGGAAUGGAGGAACAGAUGGGUAAAUAUGCCUGCCCUUGUCAUCGAUGACAAGUUUGGUAAGGUAGUGAAACCAGUCGCAGCUGCAGGUUCACCUGAUAUAGCAGCUGCUGCUAACUACAAACUUAUGUUGGAUAUUCUCAACGUUCUCAUGCACCACCGAGGUCGCCUAAAGGAGUUUUCUUUUUUGAUUCCUGAACUAAGAAGCUCGUUUCCCGACCAUCGGAUUGACCAGAUCAUCGACUUUUUAAACAUCAAACACAUUGAGUCGCUGGCUAUUGAGAUCACAGACUAUGUGCUGCCAAGGCGAAUUUACUCCUUCACUCGACUCAAGAAGUUGAAGUUGUGUGGCUGCAAGUUCACAUCCUCCAACGUCGAAUUUGACAGUGCUUCGUUUGCUGAGCUCGACGUUCUCGAGCUUAUAGGUUUAGCGGUACCACAAGUUGAUGAAGCUUGUUUCAGCUUCAACUGCCUGUUGCUUUCUGCAUUAACCAUGGAAGGUUGCGGCCAUCAUACCAGCAAGAUUAGCAUUGUCAUCGAGGCUCCUAAACUAGAAUAUUUCCGUCUUGUGGGGAGCUUCAGCUUCCUGGAGUUCAAGCAUACUCCAUUCCUCAAAACCGUAGAUGUCCAUCGAGAUUCCAGCAUCAAUAUUGUGGCCAAAGGCUACUCAAACUUUUUGAACUUUGCAGUCGGUCUUCCAGCAGUGGAGCGGCUUUCUGUCUCUGGUUCUUUCUACGACUACUUGACUAUCGGAGCUGAACAUGCGAUUAAGUCUUGCAGCCGGUGGUGUACGCUUAACCUGAAGCAUCUAAGAUUGGAUGAUUUGUGCCUCGGCUCAACUCUUACUGCCUAUCUGUGGUCUGGUUUUGGCUUGAUGAACUCCUCCGCUGGCUUGACUGAAUUAAUCAUCAACAUUGGGAAGCCACACAAAUCUGGUAACGUAGAACAGGGUUUGAAGUAUAUAAACAAUUACAAUAGUAGGAAGCUAAGGCCGAAACUGAAGCUAGUGAAGGUGAAUCAAUUUGACGGUACAAGGCUGGAAAUGGCUUUGGAUGUUGCAGGGAUCGCUGGUGUGCUUGACAAAGCUUCAGGUUGUACUUCACAUGAACUAGCAUCUGUUGCCGACUGCAAACUUAUAUUGGACGUUUUCGAGGUUCUCACGCGCCACUGUGGUCAACUACAGGAGUUCUCCCUCUCGAUUCCUGAACUUAGUAGCUCGUUUCCCGACAAUCGGAUUGACACAAUCAUGGAGUUUCUAAACAACCAACACAUUGAGUCGAUGUCCCUUGACAUCAAGCACUAUGUGCUGCCGAGUGCUGCGUUUGCUGAGCUCAACGUUCUCGAGCUUAGAGAUUUUGCAGUACAGCAAGCUGGUGAAGCUUGUUUCAGCUUCAACUGCCUGUUGCUUUCUGCAUUGACCAUGGAAGAUUGCGGCUCUUCCGCCAACAAGAUCAGCAUUGUCAUUGAGGCUCCUAAACUCGAAUAUUUUCAUCUAGACGGGAGCUAUAGCUUGCUGGAGCUGAAGCAUACUUCACUACUCAAAACUGUAGAUGUUCAUCAAGCUGUUAGCAUCAUUGAGGACAGGAUACUCAAACUUUUUGAAAUUUACAGCCUGUCUUCCAGCAGUGGAGCAGCUUUCUCUUUCUGGUUAUUUCUACAACUUAAGUUUUGCGAGCUGCGGAACCUUAAGCAUCUUAACCUUAAGCAUCCAGGGAGGAAUGCUACGCUUAGUGCCUAUGUGUGGUCUGCUAAUGGGUUGAUGAGCAUUUCCCCUGGCUUGCCUGAACUAACCAUCAACAUUGGGAAGCCACACAAAUCUGGUGAAGUAGGGCUGGGUGUAAUGGUGAUAGAUCGGAGGAGGAGGAUCAGGCCGGAACUUAAGCGAGUGAAGGUGAAUCAAUUUGAUGGUACAAGGUUGGAAAUGGCUUUCGUCCGAUCGAUAUUGGCGGGGCCAUCAGCAGCACUUGAUAAGAUGGAAAUCGAGUUCUCAGCUGGCCAUGGAAUUGAAGAUCGAUGGUCGAUUUCUCACAAGUUGUUGGAAUUUACACUGGCCUCGCCCACUGCCCGAAUCACGAUCAAGUAACUUGUAGCUAUAGCCAGUAAGCAGCCAAGCUUUCUACAUUAAGAUGGUUGGGUUUUCGAACAUGAUGGUCGAGAGGCGCUUUUGUCUAACCAAGCCAACCACACAAUUCCCAGGUUGGCAAUCAUUGAAAUUGACCCCAAAAUCAUGUGACGAGCACCAUUGACUUCUUGUUUCAUUCAUCAUCAGAAACUGACUUAUUUAGAAUCCAUAUUGUUGUGUAUAAUCACAAUGAGAGGCCAGAGACAUAACAGACGACAG